CUCCAUCCAACCCCGCCUAUUCAUAGCCAGGGGCGGAACCUGUACCUGGUCACGCCCAGCAGGCCCCGCCUCAACCUGCGGACUGAACCAAUCAGAGAGACCUACAUUGGCACGGUUACACCCACUGAUGAGAGCGGAGAGGCGGAGCCGGACCGCAGGCCUCACCCACGUGGGCCAGGAGGAGGACCAAUCAGGUGGAACUGAACGGCAUUCACGCCACACCCCCUUCAGACCUGCCAAUCAACCCCUACGCUCCUGACCAGGUGGCCCCGCCCACUUCUCAGGUUUUAGCUCCACCUCUCCCCCUCCUCCCCUUGUUACAGCCACAGGGAGGCCCAAUGGCACGAGGGCAGAACAGAACCAGAAGAACCAGGACCAGGAUCUGGACCGAGAGGGGCAGGGGAGACCAGCAGAGGCCACGCCCCACAGGGAGGCUACACCCCAGAGGGAGGCGGAGCUGAGGAGGCGGUCCACUGAGGACGGCGGUCUGAAGUCCACGGUGAAGACCUCCUGGUCCUGUACAGUGGAGACACAGAGCCCGCCCACAUCUGACAGCGGCAUUGACGGACAGGUCAAAGAGCCAAUGAGGAAAGAGCCUCAGAGUGACGACACCAGUCCUUCAGAACAGACCGAAGGCUCUCGUCUGUCUCUGCGUCGUCUCUCUCGGUCCGACUCGGCCGGAGUCGAACCGGCAGCCUCGACCGAUGCGGCUCACGGCCACGCCCACCUGCGUCUGACCCCGCCUCCCUGGCUCCCAUGAAGAAGACGCCUUCUCUUCAGUCUCUGAGCGUGGGGUCGCCGUUCCUAAAACUGCGAAAGUCGCCGUCGCUUCAGAGUUUCACGUCGGAGCAGAAGAAGAAGGAUCGGUCUGAGAACUACAGACCAGCGGCCGACAGUAACCUGCAGCGCUGCCUCAGUGUGGAGGACGUCAGCGGUCCCAGCGCUCUGCGUUCGGUCGGUCGGGUUCUUCAGGUCGGUUCUGACGGAACCGUUCUGUUAGAACUGAGUCGACCCACGAGCAGAACCUUUGGAUUCAUCAUCAGCAGAGGACGAGGACGGCCCGACUCUGGUGUGUACGUGGAGGACAUGGUGGACGUCAGCACACAGAAGCUCUACGCUGGACUCCUGGGGGUCGGAGACGAGAUCCUGGAGGUGAACCAGGAGAAAGUGGUCUGUCUGAGUCUGGACCAAGUCACCCACAUGUUGACCCAGGGGGACUCCGUCACGGUCCGAGUCCUGCGGCACCGGAGGCUGCCGCCAUGGUGACGCCAUCGCCACGGAGAUGACACAAACUGUGGUGACCCUGACCCUGGUCUCCUCAGACCUGGAGCUGACCCGGGUCUCCUCAGACCUGGAUCAGCUGUGAAGUUGAAUAUUUAUGUGAAAUUCUGAAGGUUUGGUGGUCAGUGUUUAUCCUCUGCAGUAUUUAUGACGUUAUUUACAUGUUUUUAUGUUUAUAUUUUCAGCCAAAUUGAAAUUAAAAUAAAACCUAUUUCUGACAAAUU
This is a messenger RNA of Sphaeramia orbicularis (orbiculate cardinalfish), 1505 nucleotides long. RefSeq names its product KIAA1614 ortholog. NCBI's taxonomy places the organism in Eukaryota, Metazoa, Chordata, Actinopteri, Kurtiformes, Apogonidae. Gene Ontology annotation, molecular function: protein binding. The record is from RefSeq and is a predicted model, not a curated record. Bases 757 to 1266 code for a protein of 169 amino acids. The transcript is spliced from 6 exons. Gene Ontology annotation, biological process: establishment or maintenance of cell polarity; centrosome cycle; regulation of cellular localization. Gene Ontology annotation, cellular component: apical plasma membrane; cell cortex; nucleus.